This is a messenger RNA of Leptonychotes weddellii (Weddell seal), 1688 nucleotides long. Lineage: Eukaryota; Metazoa; Chordata; Mammalia; Carnivora; Phocidae. The record is from RefSeq and is a predicted model, not a curated record.
AUGUGCAAAGGCCCUGAGGUAGGAGUUGAGGUCAGGAAGACUAGCACGGGCUUUGGUAUGAAGGACCUUAGAGACCAGGACAUACAGCAGCUCCUCCAGCUUCAGCAGCUGGUGCUCGUGCCAGGCCACCACCUCCAGCCACCUGCUCAGUUCCUGCUGCCACAGGCCCAGCAGAGUCAGCCAGGCCUGCUACCGACACCAAAUCUCUUCCAGCUACCUCAGCAAACCCAGGGAGCUCUUCUGACCUCCCAGCCCCGGGCCGGGCUGCCCACACAGGCCGUGACCCGCCCCACGCUGCCCGACCCGCACCUCUCGCACCCGCAGCCCCCCAAAUGCUUGGAGCCACCAUCCCACCCCGAGGAGCCCAGUGACCUGGAGGAGCUGGAGCAGUUCGCCCGCACCUUCAAGCAACGCCGCAUCAAGCUGGGCUUCACGCAGGGUGAUGUGGGCCUGGCCAUGGGCAAGCUCUACGGCAACGACUUUAGCCAGACGACCAUCUCCCGUUUCGAGGCCCUCAACCUGAGCUUCAAGAACAUGUGCAAACUCAAGCCCCUCCUGGAGAAGUGGCUCAACGACGCAGAGACUAUGUCUGUGGACUCAAGCCUGCCCAGCCCCAACCAGCUGAGCAGCCCCAGCCUGGGCUUCGACGGGCUCCCUGGCCGGAGACGCAAGAAGAGGACCAGCAUCGAGACAAACGUCCGCUUCGCCUUAGAGAAGAGUUUUCUAGCGAACCAGAAGCCUACCUCAGAGGAGAUCCUGCUGAUUGCAGAGCAGCUGCACAUGGAGAAGGAAGUGAUCCGCGUCUGGUUCUGCAACCGGCGCCAGAAGGAAAAACGCAUCAACCCCUGCAGCGCAGCCCCCAUGUUGCCCAGCCCGGGGAAGCCAGCCAGCUACAGCCCCCAUCUGGUCACACCCCAAGGGGGCGCCGGGACCUUGCCAUUGUCCCAAGCUUCCAGCAGUCUGAGCACAACAGUUACUACCUUAUCCUCAGCUGUGGGGACGCUCCACCCCAGCCGGACAGCCGGAGGGGGUGGGGGCGGGGGCGGGGCCGCGCCCCCCCUCAAUUCCAUCCCCUCUGUCACUCCCCCACCCCCGGCCACCACCAACAGCACAAAUCCCAGCCCUCAAGGCAGCCACUCGGCUAUCGGCUUGUCGGGCCUGAACCCCAGCACGGGCCCUGGCCUCUGGUGGAACCCUGCCCCUUACCAGCCUUGACGGCAGCGGGAACCUGGUGCUGGGGGCGGCCAGCGCGGCCCCGGGGAGCCCUGGCCUGGUGACCUCACCGCUCUUCUUGAACCACGCUGGGCUGCCCCUGCUCAGCGCCCCGCCAGGCGUGGGCCUGGUCUCGGCAGCUGCUGCGGCCGUGGCGGCCUCCAUCUCCAGCAAGUCUCCGGGCCUCUCCUCAUCCUCCUCCUCAUCCUCGUCCUCAUCCUCCACUUGCAGCGAGGCCGCAGCACAGACCCCUGGAGGCCCCGGGGGGCCCGAGGCAGGGUCCAAGCCCGAGUGAGGGCCCACCUUGCCUCCCCUCCUACUCCUGUGACCCCCACCUCAGUCCCCCCCGCCUGGGAAGAGGGCGAGGGGGCCAGCAGUGGUGGUGCAGAGGGUCCUUGGAGCCGGAGUGACAAGGGAGGAAAGACCAAAAAAAAACCCCCAACUAACCAAAAAAACAAAACAAAACAAGAAAGAAA